Molecule: messenger RNA, 2066 nt
Organism: Bombina bombina (fire-bellied toad)
Lineage: Eukaryota; Metazoa; Chordata; Amphibia; Anura; Bombinatoridae
Gene: CTNNBL1
Product: catenin beta like 1
Exons: 16
Coding region: 109-1782 (557 amino acids)
Cellular component (GO): spliceosomal complex
Source: RefSeq, a predicted model, not a curated record
GCGUUUUUCGGCAGUGUGGCAAGUUCUUUGCGGUAGCUUUUCUAACGUCGUAGAAGGACGUGCGUUGUUGGGGACAGCACUUUUCGGCAGUGUGGUUAUUUGGCGAUCAUGGAUGUUGGAGAGCUUUUGCGGUAUCAGCCAGACCGAGGGACAAAAAGAACCAGAGAGGAUGAACCAAAUCAGGUGAAAUCUCAAAAAAAGGAGAGAAUGCGGAACUGGAAUCGAGAGGAGGAGAGAAGUGCAGCAGCUGAGGAAGAGAAGCAUGUGAUUGAGGCUGGUGAUGGCAGAGAUGAUGCUGAUGAAGAGGAGGUGGAGCCUCUGGAUGAGGGUGCAGUGAAGAGGAUGAUCCUUGCCUUUGAGAAGAGGUCCUAUAAGAAUCAGGAGCUGCGCAUCAAAUUCCCCGAUAACCCAGAAAAGUUUAUGGAAUCAGAACUUGACCUAAAUGACAUUAUCCAGGAGAUGCACGUGAUUGCCACCAUCCCUGACCUCUACCACUUGCUUGUAGAGCUUAAUGCUGUGCAGUCCUUGCUGGGCCUCCUAGGACAUGAGAACACUGAUGUGUGUAUUGCUGUGGUUGAUCUGUUGCAGGAACUCACAGAUAUAGACACACUCCAUGAGAGUGAGGAGGGAGCACAGGUUCUUAUAGAUGCGCUGGUAGAGGGACAGGUUGUUGCGCUUUUGGUACAAAAUUUAGAGCGUCUUGAUGAGUCAGUGAAAGAAGAAUCAGAUGGUGUGCACAACACUCUAGCAAUCAUUGAGAAUUUGACUGAAUUUCGCCCUGAGAUUUGCUCUGAUGCUGCACAACAAGGGCUUCUACAGUGGCUUCUAAAACGAUUGAAGGCUAAAGUACCAUUUGAUGCCAAUAAGUUGUACUGCAGUGAAAUUCUGGCCAUUCUCCUACAAAACAAUGACGAAACUCGGGAACUCCUGGGGGAGUUGGACGGGAUAGAUGUGCUUCUUCAACAGUUAUCGGUAUUUAAACGUCAUGACCCAGGAACAGCAGAGGAACAGGAGAUGAUGGAGAAUCUGUUUGACUCGCUGUGUUCUUGUCUAAUGCUCAGCAGCAAUAGAGAGAGGUUCCUUAAAGGAGAAGGACUCCAGCUUAUGAAUCUUAUGCUCAGAGAGAAGAAAAUGUCUCGUAACAGUGCUCUCCGUGUGCUGGAUCAUGCCAUGAUAGGCCCAGAGGGCACUGAUAACUGUCACAAGUUUGUAGACAUCCUGGGGCUCAGGACCAUUUUCCCUCUAUUUAUGAAGUCUCCCAAAAAGAUGAAGAAGUCUGGAGUGUCAGAGAAAGAACAUGAGGAACAUGUUUGCUCCAUUUUGGCCUCUCUUCUACGUAAUCUGAAGGGACAACAGAGGACACGUCUUCUCAGCAAGUUCACCGAGAAUGAUUGUGAGAAGGUUGACCGUGUUUUGGAGUUGUAUUUUAAGUACCUGGAUGCUGUGCGUUUGGCUGAUAAAAAGAUUGAAGGAGAAAAACAUGAUAUGGUGCGCCGUGGGGAAAUCUUGGAUGAUGAUCUAGAGGAGGAGUUUUAUCUGCGUAGACUUGAUGCUGGACUUUUCUUGCUCCAGCUUCUCUGUUAUAUCACAGCAGAAAUCUGUAAUGCCGGUAUGCCACAGAUACGACAGAGGGUAUUGCAGAUUUUAAACAUGAGAGGAAGCUCAAUCAAAAUUAUGAGACACAUUCUGAAGGAAUACUCAGAGAGCAUAGGUGAUGGGAAGACACCUGAAUUCCGGGAGAGUGAACAGAAGAGAAUUCAGGAGUUGCUGGAGACUUUAUAACAAAAUAGAACUUUUACCAAAAUGCUGUGUGUGGGAAUCUGCAAAGCAUUCCACUGUAAUAACCUGUCGGUGUGUUAAGGACACAGGACUAAUGCUCCCCACUGUGAAACGCCAUUCUUUGUAUAUAGAAUUGUAAAAAAAGCCUUCUAUCUUGUCAUCGCAGAGACCAAUUGAGGUUACAAGAGUAUCUUUUUUUUUUUUUGUAAUUUCAUGCAAAAAUGUAAGGCUUUUUUUUUUUUUAUAAAAUGUAUGUGGAUAAAAAAUAAAAAAAAACUAUCUCCUUA